AUGGACUCAGACACUCGGCAGGAAGGUGGCAUUUGGGAUGUCGUGAUAGUAGGUGGCGGCUGGCAGGGGAUUGCUGCUGCAAAGACCUACCUGGAUUUGCAGCCGAUGAUCAAACUUCUGAUCGUGGAUUCAAAUCGAACGAUUGGCGGCGUCUGGGCGUUGGAAAACCUCCAUCCGAAACUCAACACCCAAAACACUCUAGGCACAUUCGAGUACAGCUGGUAUCCCAUGUCAAGCCAGGAGUUUGGAGUCGAAGAGGGCGCCCACAUUCCCGGGAAAGUGGUACAUCAGUACCUAUCAGCAGUGGCACAACGGUUCCAGAUCUUGCAGCGGAUCCGAUUCAGUAUCCUUGUUCUCUCCGCCGAGAAAUCACCAGAGGGGGGAUGGCUGCUGACGGUCAAAGAUUCGGCGACAAGUGAAGCUGAAUCUUUCUUGAGAUGUGAGAAACUCAUUGUUGCAACUGGCAUCACCUCGAGGCCAAGGCAAUCCAACCUUGCUGGACGGGACCGCUUCAAAGGACCUUUCCUCCUCUAUGCCGACCUGCUUCGCGGAACCGGCCGGGAGGUGCUGGACAAUGCCGCCGUGUCCUCAGUCACCGUGAUCGGAGGAUCGAAAGGCUCUUACGACGCCGUCAGCUGGGCGAUCGAUGCCGGCAAGAGUGUCAACUGGAUCAUCCAGCGAUCUGGCCAUGGCCCGGCGUGGAUGACCCCGGCGGCCCUGAGUGUGGUAGGAUUCCGGCCACAAUUCGAGACGUUCCCGACCAGAAGAGCCUUCAGUGUCCUUUCCCCGUGCGUGUGGGCCGAAGACGGAGUCUUUGCUGGACUCAGGUGGCUUCUCCACCAGACAAGUGUGGGAAGACUCCUGGUUGACAUGCUGUGGUUCAUUCUUUCCCAUGUCGUUCUGAAGUCGCUUCAGAUUCUGCCCGACGACCUGCUUUCCAAUCUCCAGCCGAGCUGCGGCAUCCAGUGGCAGGCGUCCUCUACCGGCACGUUGAACUACCCAGGAGGAGACUUUUACCGCCGCGUGAAAAGAGCCAAUGUUUCCAUUCAUCGGCAGGACAUCACGAGCAGCACGGAGCACGGCCUUCAACUUGGCGAUGGGACUGAGGUACGCACCGAUGCAAUCAUUCACGUCACGGGUUGGCGCUGGACAUGUCCCUUUGACCUGGUCGGCAUCAACACGCUGGAGCACGGCAUUCCAACCGUGGCUGGCGACUCACACGACACGACACAAUGGCAUCUGAGAUCCCAGGAGAUGCGGCAACACAUGACGAGCAGGUUCCCCUAUCUGAUGAAGGCGCCGCAGCCACCCUCAAGCUCUCAAGCCAGCUCCCGCCCUUCUCUCGGCCGUGGGCCAGAAUCAACCCCCUGGUGCCUCUAUCGCUGCAUUGCGCCGCCGUGCCAGGUGCGAACCGAGGGCUCAGGCUCAGGUUCGGGUCAUAGGGACUUGGUCUUCGUGGGCUUCUUCAAUACAUUUCCAAAGGUGCUUUUGUCGGAAAUCCAGGCCCUGUGGGCUGUUGCAUACCUACAGGGUAGAAUUGGCUGGGCCGUAGGAGACGAACCGAGCCAGGUCCAGAUUGCGCACGAGGCUCAGAUGUGGUCCUGUUGGGCUGCUCUACGCUACCCCUUCGGCCACGCAUCGAAAUACCCGGAUACGGCCUUUGACAUCAUUCCAUAUUUUGAUGUCCUGCUGAAAGAUCUGGGCUUGGAAACGAAGAGGAAACAAGGCUGGCUGAAGGAGCUAUGCAGCCCGUAUGGAGUGAGCGACUACCGGGGCAUCAUUGAAGAAUUCCAAAUGCUACAAGUAAGAGGAGGUUGA
Molecule: messenger RNA, 1818 nt
Organism: Capronia epimyces CBS 606.96
Lineage: Eukaryota; Fungi; Ascomycota; Eurotiomycetes; Chaetothyriales; Herpotrichiellaceae
Exons: 4
Coding region: 1-1818 (605 amino acids)
Source: RefSeq, a predicted model, not a curated record